This is a messenger RNA of Beta vulgaris subsp. vulgaris (sugar beet), 592 nucleotides long. RefSeq lists its product as uncharacterized. Bases 17 to 475 code for a protein of 152 amino acids. The transcript is spliced from 2 exons. The record is from RefSeq and is a predicted model, not a curated record. NCBI's taxonomy places the organism in Eukaryota, Viridiplantae, Streptophyta, Magnoliopsida, Caryophyllales, Amaranthaceae.
UCACAUAAUAAGGGUCAUGCACAUGUUCAGCAUAUUUCAAAUACCACAACAAUAUAUCCUUAAGAGAUGGACAAGACUUGCAAAGUCAGCAGUAUGGGAGAAUGUUCAAGACAAGGACCAAAGCCAAAAUGCACAGUUGUGGACACCAUGGAGACAUGCAAUAACCAAGAAUUUCUACAACCUAGUGUCAAUAUGUCAAUCAAAUGAGGAUGCAAGAACAUUAUGUGACAAGUCGUUGAAGGAAUUAUACAAAUCAGUGAAAGAAGUUUUCAAGACUGAUCAACAAAAACAACAAGAAAUCGAAGAUGAAGAACUACGAAGACAAACAGUUGAAAAUCCUGAGGUGAUAAAGACAAAAGGAAGACCACCAAAGGGAAACAAGAGAGUAAAAGGACAUUUUGAGAAGCGUAAAAUGAAGACAAGGCAUCCGAACGAAUAUGGAACAAAAACCCCAAAUGUACCUCAAGUUGAAUAGUGUUCAAAUAAUAUUAGUUUUCAAUUGUAUUCCACUCAGUAAUUGUAUUGAAAUUUACACUUGUUUAUUCCUAAGCUACUCGAAAUUCAGUAAUAUUAGUAUUUAUUGUCCUUCAGU